AAAAAAGAGGGAAGAUUUGACAAACAAAAGAUGAGUUGCUUUUCUUGCUUGAGCCCUAAGCAAAAGGCCCUUAUUGAAUAUGAUGAGGACAUGACCCCAAAAUCCCUUGCAUCUUCAGUUGGUGCGAAGGGAAAGGCGAGCCUUGUCGAAAAUGACAUUUCGAAAAGGGUUGAUUCCAUGAGAGGCAAAGGCAAGGAAAGCAAUCCACAGAAAGUCGACGUGGCCCGCAGCUUCACGCUAAAGGAACUCGCUCAAGCCACAAGAAAUUUUCGAGAAAUGAAUUUAAUCGGUGAGGGUGGUUUCGGGAGUGUCUAUAAGGGUCGUCUAGAAUCUGGCACGAUUGUAGCCGUUAAGCAGCUCAAUCUUGACGGGCUUCAGGGGAAUCAAGAAUUUAUAGUGGAGGUUCUUAUGCUAAGCCUUCUUCACCACCCGAACCUUGUCAACUUGAUCGGUUAUUGUACGGAUGGCGAUCAGAGGCUGCUCGUUUAUGAGUUCAUGCCUAUGGGCAGCCUCGAGAAUCACUUGUUUGAUUUAGAGCCCGAUCAGAGGCCGUUGAGUUGGAGCACGAGGUUGAAAAUUGCGGUGGGUGCGGCCCGCGGGCUUGAGUACUUGCAUUGUAAAGCGAACCCGCCUGUAAUAUACCGUGACCUUAAGUCGUCGAACAUAUUGCUGGACAACGAGUACAAUGUGAAGCUUUCGGAUUUUGGGCUGGCCAAGCUUGGGCCGGUUGGGGACAAAACCCAUGUCUCGACUAGGGUUAUGGGGACUUACGGGUAUUGCGCGCCUGAGUAUGCCAUGAGUGGCAAGCUGACUUUGAAGUCGGAUAUCUAUAGUUUCGGAGUUGUCUUGUUGGAGCUUAUCACGGGCCGCAAGGCCAUGGACUUUAGUAAAAAGCCCGGCGAGCAGAAUCUGGUCGUGUGGUCUCGGCCGUUUCUCAAGGAUCGGAGGAACUUUGUCAAGAUGGUGGACCCAUUGCUCAAAGGGAAAUUUCCGGUGAAGAGCCUUCAACAUGCGGUCGUGAUUACCUCAAUGUGCCUUCAAGAAUUAGCGAGUGCACGGCCCGCCAUAAGUGAUGUGGCGACCGCGCUCGAGUACUUGGCUUCACAGGCGAACGACUCGCGUAAAAUCCGGUCGCAAAGGGCUUCACCAUCCUCGGCUUAGAUGGGUUUGUUUGUUUUCCGAACCGUUGAUUCUUGAAAGAUGCGAACUUGUAGUGGAAAAUUUGUGAAGACGAGGACUAGAAGUUGCUAUAUAUAUGUUGUUUAUUAGGCUGUGUUGUUCUCGAUUGUGGAAGCCGAAAAAUUAUUGGAGAAAAAAAGAGAGAGAAAGAGAAAGAGGUGAUAAAUCUAUUUCGAUGACUUAAAAGUGGAUCGGAAUAGUAUGAGAGAUCGUUUGUUGUCGUAAAUGUUAUUUUCGACGAGGCGAAAAAAUAUAAGAGAUGUAUACAUCUUCUGAAUUUGUGUAGCAGUGCUUGCUGUGAAU
Molecule: messenger RNA, 1482 nt
Organism: Striga asiatica
Lineage: Eukaryota; Viridiplantae; Streptophyta; Magnoliopsida; Lamiales; Orobanchaceae
Source: the annotation of a GenBank genome assembly